Molecule: messenger RNA, 2301 nt
Organism: Amblyraja radiata (thorny skate)
Lineage: Eukaryota; Metazoa; Chordata; Chondrichthyes; Rajiformes; Rajidae
Product: ubiquitin-like protein 7
Exons: 10
Coding region: 59-1222 (387 amino acids)
Biological process (GO): ubiquitin-dependent protein catabolic process
Cellular component (GO): cytosol
Molecular function (GO): polyubiquitin modification-dependent protein binding
Source: RefSeq, a predicted model, not a curated record
UGCGGUGACGGGGCCGAAGCCUGAUUUCCGGCCGGCGUCGCCCAGCAACGGGGCGGCCAUGAGAGCGGACAGCAUCGCGGUGAAGUUGGCCGAGCGGCCGUGGGCCCCGCGGGUGUUGUUGUCGCUGCCCGAGGAGCCGCAGACCCCGGCCCUGACUCUGACCGCGACCGGCGGCGGCGGCGGCGGAUUCCGCAUCUCCGCCCUCAAGCAGCUGAUCGCCGACAAACUGCCCGGCGCCGCGCCCGCGCCAGAGCUCAUCGAGCUGGUAUAUUGCGGACGGAAGCUGAAGGAUGAACAGACGCUGGAUUUCUACGGGAUUCAAGCAGGCUCCACGAUUCAUGUUCUGAAGAAGUCAUGGCCGGAGCCCGAGCAAAAACCAGAACCCGUGGACCAGGCAGCGGCUGCGCGGGAGUUCCGCGUGCUCCAGGCAGCGCUGCACGCCAGCCCCGCCUACAGGGACGCGGUUUAUAAGAUGUUGAGCAACAAAGAAUCACUGGACCAGAUUAUUGUUGCAACCCCAGGACUCAGCAAUGACCCCAUUGCUUUAGGUGUACUUCAAGACAAAGAUUUAUUUGUUCUCUUCACUGACCCAAGCCUGUUGGACACGUUGAUCACCUCACACCCUGCGCUAGUCAAUGCAAUGGUGCUGGUGCUACACUCUGUGACUGGCACUACCCCUCCUCCAACUGCUGGCAGCAACUCGAGGAAUAUUCCAUCUAGUUCAUACGGCGAAGUGCCAGGGGGAUACCUCUUUGACGGGCUGUCUGACGAUGAAGAUGACUUUCAGCAGUCCCGGGCCACAGCCUCCUCGAGCAACGCCGCUGGCUCCCGCCCCGCUACACUAGGCUACAGCGGCUCAGUGGGACCUCGACCCAUUACACAGAGCGAGCUGGCCACUGCCCUGGCCCUGGCCAGCACACCAGAGAGCAGUGCCGUCACCCCAACGACAGGGGCGCAGAGCACGUCGUCGAGUCUGUCUCCGGUGAUGAAUUCAGGCGUGCCGUCGACUGCGCCCAUCAGUCACGACAUAUUCAGUCAGGCCCUGCAGCAGGCUCUGCAAGCCUCCAAUAUCACGGCACUUCAGAACCAGUGGCAGCCUCAACUUCAGCAGCUGCGGGACAUGGGGAUACAGGAUAACGAGCUGAGCCUUCGAGCACUGCAGGCGACCGGAGGGGACAUCCAGGCUGCACUGGAACUCAUUUUUGCUGGAGGAGCCCCUUAGCUUGGAUGGCCCGUGCUCAUUACCACUAGAAUAAAGGAGCAGAGUGCAUGGCAGAAUGCUUAACUCCAUGGACUGGUGUGUGUUGUAAGGAAAUAUAAUUAUAGGGUGAACAUUAGCACUGGUAAGUUUAUAACUCCUAUGAGUAUCCUUUAUCCAAAGAAAGAUGCCUUUAUCCAAAAGAAAGGAGCGAGAACUGAUUGAAUAUUAAAAAAGAACCAAUUUCCUGUUGAUUUUAAAAAUGUGCUGAGGUUUUCAGUUACUAUCAGAGACCAUAUCUGUUGGGAAAUGAGACAGUGUCACACUCUCUGUUAUCUGGCUUUGGCACCUGGUAUUUUGCCUUUUCUUAGCAGGCAGCAAAUUGUGCCAGGUGUUGGGAUUUAAACAUUGUUAUAUGCCCCAGCAUCAAAGAGCCUUCCCAGUUUGGAGAACUUUUACAAAGCCUUUAUAAUUGGGUUUAAAUUAAAGUCUUGAUUCUGUUCCCCAUCGAUUCUGUUCCCCAUCCCUCAAUGGAAUUGGCACCUUGAGUCAGCAUUUCAAAUUCUGAACAUCCUCCUUCCUAAACUUUACCUCUGAAAUGCAUAGAUUUUAAGCUCCAGUGCAGAGUGUUUCUCACCUGAGAGUUUGCUUUCAGACCUGCCCUUUUUAUGUUGUCGUGCAUGCUGCCAAUGAAGACCCGAAUCGCGAUUAUUUUUCUUCAACGCUACUGCCCGUACUGCCAUGUCACGGGCAAUUUACAUGGUUUUGCAAAACUGAGCAUCUUAUGACGUUAUGAUCUUCUGAAGGGCAAGUAUGGUCUUUGCCGAUUUAUUUAUCCACAUGUUACCAGAAAAUGAAUUUUCAUAAACAACUAACACUUCCAGCAGCUCGUCCAUAUGAGCUGGUGAUGUGCUGGGUUGCAUACACUUUGGUUGGAUGCCUUGGCAAGUAUACUUUUUGCCCCUCUGCAUGUGACAAUUAGUCUCUAGGUCAUGAAGAAUUGUAACAUCUAAGAUUCCCAAAUCGGUGAAGAUAAUAGGUUUGCAACUGUUGUGCGCUAUAACAAUUUUAAAUGCAUCAAACAUUAAAGAUUUCUUUGAUCA